Messenger RNA from Fusarium odoratissimum NRRL 54006, 1440 nucleotides. RefSeq lists its product as uncharacterized. The transcript has a single exon. The coding region runs from base 110 to 1042 and encodes 310 amino acids. The record is from RefSeq and is a predicted model, not a curated record. NCBI's taxonomy places the organism in Eukaryota, Fungi, Ascomycota, Sordariomycetes, Hypocreales, Nectriaceae.
CUUUCUCAACUUCACUUCUUCAACUGUAUCUUCACUCUUUAGAGGGACUUGACAAUCUCUUUACAAUCUUUUCUUCACUGCAGCACAGCCCUGCCAACCAUCUGCAAAGAUGAAGCUGUCUGCUGUUACCCUCUUGGCUCUGAGCUCGGGAGCUGUCUCUGCUCCUGUUGCCGAGCCUGGCAGGGAGGUCUACUACCAUGAGUACAAGCCCAAGCCAUACGAUCCCGGCUGUGGUGUAGAGAAGCCGAAGCCUCACAAGCCGUGGGAGAAUUAUCCCAGCCAGCCUGAGAAGCCGCACUAUCCUCCUCCCAAGCCUCACAAACCAGAGCCUUGGCAUCCUAAGCCGGAGCCACACUAUCCGCCUAAGCCUCAUAAGCCAAAACCGCACUAUCCACCUAAGCCUCAUGAGCCAAAGCCUCACUAUCCUCCUCCCAAGCCGCACAAGCCUGAGCCUCACUACCCACCUAAGCCUCAUAAACCUGAUCACCCAGGCAAGCCUGGCUAUCCCAAGCCAGGAAAGCCAGAUCAUCCAGGCAAACCUCAUAAGCCGUGGGAGGAUAACCCUGGCCAGCCUGGGAAGCCUCACUAUCCUCCUAAGCAUCCCAAGCCAGAACCUCACUACCCGCCUAAGCCUCAUGAGCCAAAGCCUCACUAUCCCCCUCCCAAGCCGCACAAGCCUGAGCCUCACUACCCACCUAAGCCUCAUCAACCUGAUCACCCAGGCAAGCCUGACUAUCCUGGACCCGGUAAACCCAAUCAUCCAGGAAAGCCCGAUCACCCGGGUAAACCUGAUUACCCAGGCAAACCUGAUUAUCCUGGACCUGGUAAGCCAGAUCAUCCGGGUAAGCCAGACCAUCCAGGUGAACCUGAUCAUCCUGGCAAACCAGAUUACCCAGGACCUGGUAAGCCAGCCCACCCGGGUAAGCCUGAUGGUCCUGGUAAACCUGAUUAUCCUGGACCUGGUAAACCUGAUGGUCCAGGUAAGCCUGACGGUCCCGGCAAACCAUCUGGACCUGGCAAGCCCGAUAAGCCUUCUACUUAGGCCAGCAACUCAGGGCCAUCCUUCCAUGCUUCAACAAAAGCUCAGCUUGAUCUUACUUGAUGAAAAAUCACACUUACGACUGGCCCCAAGUCUGGGAUCACUGGGCCAGAGGACUUGUGGCUUAUGUGCUAGGAUGAUGACAAUGCUUGGAGGAUGUUCACGCAAGGCAAUCAACACUCGUUUCCUCACUUCUCAAACAUCUCAAAGAGAGAACUUCUGUUUCACUUUUUAACUUUAUGAUUUCUACUCUGAGUCUUUGACAUCUGUCGUUGAGUGGUUUCUUCUCUUCUUCUACUCUCUUUAAUCCUGUUCUUCAAUACUUAGGUUGAGAAAGUGGAAGGCGAACGCGACCUGACACUACAUACUAUCAUUUAUAUCAAACAUGUUAUUCUCUCAAA